This is a messenger RNA of Oppia nitens, 1601 nucleotides long. RefSeq names its product UBX domain-containing protein 4-like. The transcript is spliced from 3 exons. Gene Ontology annotation, molecular function: protein binding. The record is from RefSeq and is a predicted model, not a curated record. NCBI's taxonomy places the organism in Eukaryota, Metazoa, Arthropoda, Arachnida, Sarcoptiformes, Oppiidae. The coding region runs from base 139 to 1539 and encodes 466 amino acids.
AAUAUUAACAUUAAGUUAGUGUUGAAUACAAUAACACGUAAUACUAAUCAUCACAUUAUUUGAUCCAUUUCUGUGAUAUUCAGUCAAAAUUAUUUGUUUAUUUAUAGCCAUUGAUUAUCGUCUCUAUUGUUGUCAACAAUGUUUUGGUUUACUGGAAGUGUUAACGAAGCCAUCAUUAAGUCUAAGAAUGAAAAGAAAGUGUUUGUUGUUUUCAUCAAAGGUGAAGACGAAAGAUCUAUUAAAAUGAAUGCCAUUUACGAUAGUCUGUCGACAAAGUUGUCUGAAUUGCCAAUAAUUGGUCUUAAAUUGGAUUCACAGUCAGACAAUUGUAGACUCUUCUCACAAAUCUAUCCAAUUCUGGUUAUUCCGAGUACUUAUUUUAUUGAUGCAAAAGGCAUUGCAAUUGAAAUAAUUGCCGAUAUUAUUGAAGACACAAAUGUUUUAAUGGAAAAAAUCAAUAAAACUAUUGAUAUUUUUAACAAUAGUUUAUCAAUUGAUGAAAUACCAAAUCAAAUGCAGACAAGUGUUUCAAGUCAUACACCGGUUGCCAAUAAUUUGGUUACAAAUAUGACAACUAAUAAUAAUGAUUCCACUUCUUCAUUCAUAACCACACCUACCGCUUCUUCAUCAACAACAGAGAGUUCUGCGAUUGAUUCAAAGGUUGAACGCGCGAACCAAUUGAUUGAAGCGAUUCGACAAAAGAAGGCUAAAGAAGAGGAAGAUAGAGAAAGAAAGGAUGAAAUCGAGAGAAGAACUAAUAUGAAAGAAAUGUUGAAUCAGAAACGUAUUCGUGAAGAUAAAGAAGCGCUCGAAGCGAUUCAAGAAAGAGAACGCGAUAAAAGAGAAGAGAAAUUGGCCCGACAGAGGGUUUUGGCACAAAUUGCUGCGGACAGGGAGGACAGGAAAGCUAAGUUUCAAACAAGUAAUGAAAAGACAACAAAUGUUGGAUCAAAUGAAUCGCAAUCUAAUGUUAGUAAUGAGCAGCAGAUUAGGCAUAGAAAUGACACCAAAGCUCGCAUUCAAUUCAAAUUGCCGGACGGCUCGACCAGAAAUAAUAUCUUUGAAGCCAAUGAUACUCUCGAAACUGUUCGACAAUACGUGUCUUCAAAUCUCAAUAUACGAUCCUUUAGUCUCGUUUCUCCAUUUCCUCGAAAGGAGUUCUCAAAUAAUGAAUACAAUGAAACAUUGAGUGCGUUGUUAUUAACUCCUUCUUCUGUUAUAUUAGUUGUUCCCAAAUCUGGAAGUAAUAUUUCGCGAGCGAUCACUUCUCCAUCAAUUGUAUCGCAAUUACUUACAUAUCUUUUUACACCAUUUGUGAUGCUUUGGAGUUUUGUAACCAAUUUGUUUGGAUCUAAUACUAACAGCACUUCUAAUCAAACCAAUGCAAACAUUGAUCCAAACACUAGUAAUAGGAGACCUGAAAGAGUAAAACCAAAACAGUUUUACAAUAGAGAUGGAAAUGUUGCGCGAAUUAGUGGUAAAGAGGAUGACUCAGAUGAUAACAAUACAUAUAAUGGAAAUUCAACCCAACAAAUGUGAAAUCAUUUAAUUAGUGGUCUAAUUAUUUUUUAUUAUUAAAAUUAAUAUAUUUAUUCAGUAUA